This is a messenger RNA of Phalacrocorax carbo (great cormorant), 4269 nucleotides long. Lineage: Eukaryota; Metazoa; Chordata; Aves; Suliformes; Phalacrocoracidae. The record is from RefSeq and is a predicted model, not a curated record.
CGGGGGGGUGGGCCCUCUGCGGCCGCCCUUCUGCGUCAGGCGGCGGCCCGGGGCUGCCCAGCGCAGCCCAGCCCAGCGCAGCGCUAGUCGUGCGGGGAGGUUCAGGAAAUGGUUUCUCUUUGCAUCGUUAGGGGAUGCUCUUAUCUUCGAUGCAAGACAUGGAAGUAAUGAAACCUUUAAUUGAUGAACAAAAUUCAGAUGGCAUCUCAGAUGAGGAGCAUGAAAAUAAUUUCCUGCCAGUUGAGAAGCAUUACCAGCUUGAUAAUGAAGAAGGCAUUACGUUUAUACAAACUCUUACGCACCUCCUCAAGGGAAACAUUGGAACUGGGCUUCUUGGUCUUCCACUUGCAAUAAAAAAUGCUGGCAUUGUGAUUGGACCAAUCAGCCUUGUGUUCAUAGGAGUUAUAUCUGUUCAUUGUAUGCACAUCUUGGUACGUUGCAGCCACUGUCUAUGUCAGAGGAUGAAAAAAUCCUCUCUGGGGUACAGUGAUACAGUUAGUUACGCCAUGGAAGUGGGGCCCCUGGCUGCUCUUCAGAAACGAGCUCCUUGGGGACGGUACAUUGUUGACUUCUUCCUAGUGAUAACACAGCUGGGAUUUUGUAGUGUUUAUGUUGUGUUCUUGGCAGAAAAUGUGAAACAAGUCCAUGAAGGAUUCCUGGAAAACAAGACUGCUCCCAUGAAUGUCAGUGCCACCAGCAGUUCUUCUGAGAAAAGGAGUACUGAUUUACGAAUAUACAUGCUGUGUUUCCUGCCAUUCAUGAUCCUCCUGGUCUUUAUUCGUGACCUUAAGAGCCUGUCCUUGCUUUCAUUGCUUGCCAAUCUGUCUAUGGCUGUCAGCCUGGUGAUCAUUUACCAGUAUAUUGUUAGAGAUAUAGUAGAUCCUCGAAAACUGCCUCCUGUGGUUGGCUGGAAGAAAUAUCCACUGUUUUUUGGGACUGCAAUAUUUGCUUUUGAAGGAAUUGGUGUGGUACUUCCAUUGGAAAACAGAAUGAAGGACACCACACGUUUCCCACAGGCGCUGAAUAUUGGCAUGGGAAUAGUCAUGACCUUGUAUAUCUCAUUAGCUACUCUAGGAUAUCUGCGCUUUGGGGAUGAAAUCAAAGGCAGCAUAACUUUAAACCUGCCACAAGAUAUAUGGUUGUAUCAGUCUGUAAAAAUUCUGUACUCCUUUGGGAUUUUUGUGACCUAUUCGAUUCAGUACUACGUCCCUGCGGAGAUCCUCAUUCCAGCUGUCACCUCCAAAGUGGAGCAGAAGUGGAAGUUACUCUGUGAGCUUGUGACGAGAGCACUCUUAGUCUGUUCAACUUGUGCUGUAGCAGUUUUGAUCCCUCGCCUAGACCUGGUGAUUUCUUUCGUUGGAGCUGUCAGCAGCAGCACUCUGGCACUGAUUCUGCCACCUCUGGUUGAAAUCCUCACUUUCUACAAGGAAAACUUAAGUUUAUGGACAAUAUUUAAAGAUGUUUUUAUAGCUGUCGUUGGAGUUGUUGGUUUUUUAACAGGGACAUAUGUGACGGUUGAAGAAAUCAUUUAUCCUGCAUCGACAGUUCUAGCUAACGCAACAGAGAGCAUCUCCACAGAUUUAAAUGCUACUAACUUGGUGGUUGGUUUAAAGUAAUAAGCAGGCACUGUGAAUUAUUUUGUUCGUUAACAAGAAACCUCUGACAAGAAAUCCUAGAGGGAUGGCAGACCUAUGUGUGGGACAAAUUCCAUUUCCAAAUGAAUUUUUGAAAAACAGCAUGCAGCCCUUCCUCACUCUGUUCUUUGUUCCUUCUUUCAUUCCUUCCCAUCUGCUCCCUAAAUUAGCCUGUUUGCUCUCAACCUCUGCUCACUUAGUGAAAAACUGAAUUGAUGUCAGGAUUUAAAAUGUAUACAUGAAUAUAGGAAGGAAAUAAGUCUAGGCACUACUUUUUUCACUCCAGCUCUGUUUUAAGGGUUGGAGUGGGAGCUCAGUGAUGCACAGACCUUCUCUUGGCUGUCCCUGAUGGGGUCAAUUGCACCCCAGUGAACCAGAGACACUGUAGUUUUAGAAAAGAGCAGCUGUGGUUUUCAUUUCCAUUCUGGGGACUUAGAUGUUUGCUGCAGAAAAGUUGCCUGCCUCUGGUUCCUGGGAGUGGGUAUGUCUGGAGUUGGAGUGCUCUGUGCGGAAUGACCAUGACUCUUGUUCAGCCUGUUCACACUGGCUCCAAGGGGAGUUUUUCAAGCGAUUGGAAGGACCAAGGCCUCCCUGGUCAGUACAGCACACCACUGCUGGUGAUUGGUUACAUGACAGAAAGCAUAAAGGCUUUUUUUCCUUUUCAUGACAACUAUCUUAACAUUUAAGCUGAAGAAUGGACAAGACUGUAUAAGGUUUAGAGAUAAAGGCUGGAUCUUUUAAUAGACCAAAAGAUAGCUAGUUAGGAGCGUUCUUGCCAUCUCACAUGAUCUGUUAUUAUAUGUUCCUGUACCAUGAGCUGUUCAGCAUGGCCAGAGCCCUGCUCCAGGGAAAUGGCAACUGUGAUGCUCAGUAGAGCCAUGGAAGCGUGACUGUCCAGAGCAGCUUAAAGAUUCAUGGUGUUAAUUUCUCUAUGAGAAAGGAAAGGACGAGACACUACUUACUAGAAUGGAGAUGUGCCAUACUUUCGCAUGUAUAAGCUGUGGAUUAUUUGUGAAAGAACUUGUGGUUCCACAGCACUGUGAGCUGGGGCGGCACCAGGGAAGUCUGCUCUGAAGCCCUUAGUGCCUACAGUGCACCACCUGCCUGCAGGUUGUCUGAAGAUUUGGGUUGUCUCAGCAUCAGCUUGCAACUACUGUGCUUUGUAGUGAGGUACAGCUUAUAGGAGGCACAGGGUAUACAUGGGAAGACAUGACACUUUUUAGAGUGGAUUUUGAAGGAAAAGUUGCAGGAUGUAGUUUAUCACAGCAAUAUUACUUUCUUUAAUGAUGCAAAAAUCAUUCAACACCACAAAUGAUGAGUAGUUUAUUUUUGUACAUUUUGGUAACUGCUGUCCUGACCCAUUUUUUACACUGUUUCUUUAUCCUUGAUUUCACCUCUACACUUGUAUGAAAUGCUGUAUUUUUUUACCUGUUGCUGGAAGUCUGUAGACUGCCUAUCUAUAUUUCUACUGGAACAUAUAAUAAUUAUUUUUGCAUUUUUAUGUUCUGCCUUAAAUAGAAUCUAACAUGCCCUUUACUGAUUUUUGCUUCUUUUGUCCAUUUUGGAAGAAAAAAGAACAAGUUUAUAAGUUGGUAAUUGGGUAGAAAUGAGUUUUGUUCAAGCAAGCCCGGGGAUGCUGAGUCCCCAGCCAGAAUCCUGAUUUUCAGGGUUUGUAUUUGACUUUCUGGCUCACACUUCAUAGAUGACUCUCAGUCCAAAUGCUAAAGCUGUAUUUUUGGUCGUUUCCUAAAAACACUCUAUAUUUUGUACAGUAAUACAACCAUAUUUAUCAUACUCAUUCCUGUUAUGAAGAAACUCCCUUUUCUAAGGGAUAUUUUUAAUUAUCACAUUCCUCCAAGAAAUAUGGUAUGCCAAAACCUCUAUACUGCAUUAAUACAAAUUAAGAUCGAAAUACAUGUAAUAUUUUGCUUGCCUUCAGUAUAUUCCUCAGAAAUCUACAAUUUGGAAAUCUACCAUUUGAUAAUGUACCAUUGGGCAUUACAGUCCUAAAAUAAUACAGUGCUAGAUACAUCUAUAUUUGUACUUUCUCUCCAGAAUAUUUCCCCAGUCAUCUACCAUUUGGUUACUGUGUUUGAGCGCUUUCACCUCCAUGUCAGUGAGGGCAAUUCUGACGGGUAUUCGUUAUAGCAUGUAGUUCAAACCGCAUGUUGUUUGUUCAAGCAAUAGUUCUGAGCAAUGCUCUUAUAUUCUUUUUAGGGUGGACAAAGUUAAAUACUUGGCAGGCACUUUGAAGGGAUGAGUCUCUGCAGGUAUGAUACAGGGAAUUAACCUUUUGUGUGAAAGUGCCACAAAGGAGCAAACACAGGUAGUUAGCAGAGUGGAAAAAGGUAACUUCAGCUUUUCGCCUUAAAGGUGUUUUAGUCUUUAAGCUGUUUUAAAAGACGUUGGGUCUAAGUGUUUCUGUCUGUUUCAUAAUGAAUCUGUUGAUUACCUAAACCAUACGCUACACACUGAUAGGGUAUAUUCCUGUGCAGCUUAUUUUACUUGACAUUAAAUACUUCUACACGGAACAUUUUUAGUAGGACUGAUAGGAUUUAAAUGUGAGUUAUUUUUCCUGUUAGUUUUGCAUCUUUCUACCCAUGUGUGUUUGGAGAAUAAAGGACUGUCAAAUCCA